AUGAGCGACCAGACGAAACCGAUUACUGCUGGUGAGUUCGCCAAGGCGAUUACCGAUAUCUCUGACCAGCAAAUCGAGCUGGUAAAAGCGCAAUUGCUCAAUUCCAUCGACCGUCUUCUCGACACCAAUUUGGAGCUUGCUAAGGAAGUGACGGUAGUAAAGACCAAACUCCAAGCACUCAAACCUGACGACAACCACGACGAGUUGAAAGAGGACUUGCUUCUAUUUUUGGAGACGAUCCGUGAAAAUAAUGACGUGAUUGACGACCAAGUGAGCCGAAUCAAGAUUGCUAAUGCUGAGAUGGUGAAACGAGGCACGAUGGCUUCGUCGUCGCAGCAGACUCAGGAGAACAAGUUGGAUGACCGAGUGGCGACAUUGAAACUGGCAGUUCAACAGGAAAUGGGUGUCGAUGUGGUGUGGAACAUGGUAAAGGAUAAUGAUGAUCCCCAGUAUGAUAUCGUCGAGGAACCCCUGUCCACCACUAAGGUUGCUGAGGCUGCUGACACCGCCGACACUAAUGAUGAGGGCGUAUACCUUUAA
Messenger RNA from Diutina rugosa, 540 nucleotides. RefSeq lists its product as uncharacterized. The coding region runs from base 1 to 540 and encodes 179 amino acids. Lineage: Eukaryota; Fungi; Ascomycota; Pichiomycetes; Serinales; Debaryomycetaceae. Gene Ontology annotation, biological process: proteasome regulatory particle assembly. The transcript has a single exon. Gene Ontology annotation, molecular function: protein-macromolecule adaptor activity. The record is from RefSeq and is a predicted model, not a curated record.